This is a messenger RNA of Coccomyxa subellipsoidea C-169, 399 nucleotides long. RefSeq lists its product as hypothetical. Bases 1 to 399 code for a protein of 132 amino acids. The record is from RefSeq and is a predicted model, not a curated record. The transcript is spliced from 2 exons. NCBI's taxonomy places the organism in Eukaryota, Viridiplantae, Chlorophyta, Trebouxiophyceae, Coccomyxaceae.
AUGGCUCGGCACUGUGACUUCGUGUUCGUGGUGGCCGUGACUUGCCUCCUACGGCUUGCUUUUGGGCAGGAGCAGAUUCUGCUGCAGAACGCCAAGCAGAAUAACCUGGUCGACAUUCAGUUCUUUGCUGACAGCAACUUCCAGCAGACAAGGACGCCUUUUGCCUAUUUCGACUUCCCUGCGAUCCAGCAGGGUUCCUGCACACAGUGCGAGGACUUCCAAGAUGCUCCACUUACAUGGGGAUCUGCUGUCAUCGCCUACUCACCCACUGGAGGGGAGGUCAUGAACCUGUACCAGGCUGCAGAGUGCAAUGGAGAGCCCAUGACAACUGGCGCCUCCGCCCCGGCCAUGCCCUCAAACUUCCAGGCCAAGUCCUUCAAGCUCUGCCGCACAGGAUGA